AGCAAUCAGAGCGCAGAUGAUGUUGGCUUUGUGCUCUGUUGCCGACCCGCUGGCCUGGACAAACAGGUGAAGUCACCGGUCCUAGCUCUUUUCCCCCCUCUUGGCGGGCUUUCGCCUCUGUCGAAGAGGAAAAGCAAUGUUUGUGGAUGGGAGGUGAGGCUGUCGUCGUUUUCGCUCCGUCGAGAACUUUGGAACUCCUUUCUCCGUAAGCCCACAAAACCCGACCACAAGAUUGCUCGAUCGGCCUCGAGACGUGCAACGUCCCAGGCAACUGCGGUCAUCCGGUUGAUUUGAUCGAUAAUACUGUAUUUCUUUUCCGGAACUGCUCGUUUGCACAGUUACAACGCCGUUACCCGUGGAUAAUCCCUCCGAUCACUUCCCAGAAGAUGCUGCUGUGGUCAUGAUUGCAACUUGCAGACGGGCAACAGCGACAACAACGGGUUACGGCAUUAGAGACACGGAAUUCCUAUAGCGUCAAGCUUGCGUCUGCUGCGGUCACAUCCAUUAUUGAUAAAUAGCCUGUUUGGAAGGGAGAAAAGACGCUCGCAGAAGUUCAUCCGCCUUUGGUCUAUCCGCAUUACAUCGAGGACCCGGACCCGACCUUCAUCAUGAAUUCCCUCCCUCCCGACGAUAUGGAGCGGUUCCAGAAACUCUCCAACGAGUAUGAACCGGAUAUACAAGGUCCUCUCGUCGGCCCAAAACAAUCGACGGAUGCAAUUGUUAGCGAGUACGCGCAGGGACAUCCGAUCUAUGUCGCGAAGACCUCUGCCCUUGCCGCGACGCAUUCAUUCUAUCGAAUUAUGAAAGGGGAUGGCAAUUGCGGCUGGAGAGCUAUCGCCUUUGGCUAUUUCGAAAAUCUCUUCCAUUUGCGUGACUUGAACAAAGUCGCUCAAGAAACCGCCAGAAUCAAAAGUUUCAACAACUUAUUGAACUCCGUCGGCCAUCAGGAGGACCUCUAUGAGAUGUUCGUUGACGCAACUAUGGACCUCCUCGCAAAGGUCUCGAAGGCCAUUGAGACCGGUAAUUAUGACGACACGUUUCUUCUGGACGAGUUUAAUUUGGAAUAUAAUUCAACCUCUAUAAUCCAGCAUUUCAGGUUGAUGACAAGCGCUUGGAUGCGACUGAAUCACGAAAGGUAUCAGUCGUUUCUUUCUGAGCCCCUGGACAAUUACUGUGCAAAGGCAAUCGAGACUGUGAGAACGGAAAUCGACGAGAUUGGCCUCCAAGGCUUAGUGGAUGGCGUCAUCGCCGAUUCAGGCUUUGCCGUCCAGAUUGCCUACCUAGAUCGGAGCAGCGGCAAUGAGGUCAAUUUCCAUCUACUCACUCCUAAUCAGCCUAGCCUUGCUACUAUCAGAUUACUUUAUCGACCGGGCCACUACGAUCUUCUAUACCAGGGGCUUUUGGGUUCGCACUCCGACAUCCCAGUCAACUACCAGGUCGGAUUGGCAUACACAUGCGCUCCUUGGUGUGGGAACGGGUUGCAAUUCGACUUCAAUCCGUACCUAAUGGCAAUUCCUUCUCUCACUCUUGAUACACACACUUGCACACAUCCACCACCACCUCACAUAUCGCAUUAUCUACCCCUACGUUCGGGCCCUGCAUUCCAUCCACCCAUGGCUUUCAGCCCUCCACCGCCAUUUGAGCAGCAACUUUUGCCUGGCGUGCCGGCCAGUCCCUUGCCACCUCCCCCUGAUAGAUCCAACGAGCUGCCAAUCCGGAUGAAUCCCUUGGUCCGUGAACCAAUGAAUACUAUUCCCUUGAGCUCCGUCCCUUUCCGAAACUCUCAGCAUAACCAGGCCCAUUUUCAGAACCCGGAUUUCCAGCCAUCGCAGUGGGACUAUACCAAAGAAUACAAAUAGCCACACCAGUGACAUGGCGGUGCCGCACAACUCUCGACAAGCGGCGUAACCCAUAAUGUGACACGACAUUUGCUUUCAUUCCUCCAUGCCAGCGACCGUUUUCCAUGUUUAACUCCUUUUUAAAGUUUGGCGACUAGGCGUUCUACAGGACCCCGUUGUCAAAUCGUCGCUGCAGCACGUUCGCCUAGCUGUGACUCCGGUCCUUCCCCCCCCCUUUUUUUUUUUUUACACUUCUUCAUAUGCCAACUCGUACUUCCACUACAUUUGACUACAUUUUAUGGUUUUCUACAUGCAUCGCUAAACAGUGAUUACGCUGCGCUCUUACUUUCGGUUUGACACCUCCUCUCGGGCUAUUUCUCCUAUUUCACACCACAAUGACUCGUAUGAUAAGUUCUUUUCUUGAGACCUCGCGUAACUUUUUGCACUUCAUCCAUUCCUUCCUUGCUAUUUUUAAUCAGAUUCUUCGGUAUUCUCAAUGUGUUCGUUAAGUGAUGUCUGUU
Messenger RNA from Coccidioides immitis RS, 2359 nucleotides. Its product is annotated as ubiquitin thioesterase OTUB1. Gene Ontology annotation, molecular function: ubiquitin binding; cysteine-type deubiquitinase activity. The record is from RefSeq and is a predicted model, not a curated record. The coding region runs from base 609 to 1859 and encodes 416 amino acids. Lineage: Eukaryota; Fungi; Ascomycota; Eurotiomycetes; Onygenales; Onygenaceae. Gene Ontology annotation, biological process: protein K48-linked deubiquitination. Gene Ontology annotation, cellular component: nucleus. The transcript is spliced from 8 exons.